Molecule: messenger RNA, 411 nt
Organism: Gongylonema pulchrum
Lineage: Eukaryota; Metazoa; Nematoda; Chromadorea; Rhabditida; Gongylonematidae
Source: the annotation of a GenBank genome assembly
AUGAAAAACGUUAAUCGUGAGUCGAACGUGCUGUCGCCUGAAGAGAGUGUGGAACAGCAACCACAUCCGGCCAGUAGGAUUAAAAAAUUGUGCAAUGAUAAAGGCAUCAGAAGCAGUGGUGAUGUGAGCAAGGACUACAACAAUAUGAUUAACAAAAAAGAAAAUGAUGAGGAUGACGAAGAUUUGCAGUAUGUGGACGUAGAAACUGUAGACGAAAAGCUGGACAGCAAAGAACAGCGGAGAGCAUUGGUCGAAUUCUAUCGGAAAGUUAAAAGCGUUCGCGUAAGUCUUCUCGAUUUCUCAUCACGAUAUUGGUCAUCACGAUAUCUGUUCAUUCGAGCAUUUCUUCAUGUGUUUUUUUUUGGUCGUGUUGUUGAAAGCUAUAAAAACACUGCGAGUACCGUGUUCUAG